Messenger RNA from Eptesicus fuscus (big brown bat), 662 nucleotides. Its product is annotated as antileukoproteinase-like. Gene Ontology annotation, cellular component: extracellular region. Gene Ontology annotation, molecular function: peptidase inhibitor activity. NCBI's taxonomy places the organism in Eukaryota, Metazoa, Chordata, Mammalia, Chiroptera, Vespertilionidae. The transcript is spliced from 4 exons. The record is from RefSeq and is a predicted model, not a curated record. Bases 43 to 438 code for a protein of 131 amino acids. Gene Ontology annotation, biological process: antibacterial humoral response; innate immune response.
GGAUGCGGCUGACACUGGCCACCACAGCCUCCUGCCCUCACUAUGAAGCUUAACAACCUCCUGGCCUUCACGGUGCUCCUGGCCCUCAGAAUCCUGCCAUCCUGGGCUGUAGUAGGUGCUAGCAAAGAAAAAGCUAAACAUGGAGCCUGCCCCUUCAUACAGCCAGCCAUGUGUCUUGUGUAUGAACCUCCUCAAUGCCACAGUGACUGGCAGUGUCCAAAGAAGCAGAAAUGCUGUCGUGACCUUUGUGGCAUCAAAUGCUUGGAUCCUGUAGACUCAUCAAAGCCAGUUCAAGUCAAUCCUGGGAAGUGUCCAGUGGUCACUGGCCAGUGUAAGAUGGUCAACCCCCAAGACAACUGCCUGAAUGACAGCCACUGCCUGAAGAGUCUCAAGUGCUGCAAGGGGAUGUGUGGGAAUUCAUGUGUCAAGCCAGUGUGAGAUGAGGACUUCCUGGUAUGUAUGGAAUUACUUCCUGGGAUUCCUUUGUCCUCAAGCCUGGAAAAAAAUAGAGAACCUUGAUGAAGAUGUGGCUUUGAGACCAAUACCUCCUUGGGGGCUACGUUUUUACCUGUUUUAUCUAUAAAUCCUCCGCAUCCAACUAGAGUCUUUGGCACAAAUAGGAAAUGUAUGUUGAUUAAUGAAUAAACAAAUGUUACAAAGUU